GGGUCUCUGAUAGCAGGAUUUACUGACAGCAGACAACGAGUAAAGGUCAUUAAAAGAAAAACCAGCAAAACCUAACAGGGGUCAGCCAGAGGGGGAAGGUAUGAGGGGACAGCGCUUCCUGUAUUUCAGUCUCCUCAUUUUGGGGAGUCUGCUGACCACUUUCAUCUGGUAUACAUUCAACAACAACUGGCACCGACCUCUGAAAAAAGAUCCUGAAAUUAAAAGCAGUGACUCAUGUACAGAUUGCAGGGAGGAAAAACACAUAAUAGAACUCUGCUCUGCCUCCCGGACACAAGAAAAUCAAAAAGUCAAUAACCAACAACUUCAUCAAAAGACAAAAAAAAAUGCACCUGGGUCUUCUGAUUCUUGUAAAGACUGCAGGAAGAAGAAAAAUAAAGUGCUGGAGCCUUACACUCAAGUUUGGAAGAAAAACGAAGAAAAUCACCUUGAAUUUAGGACUUGGCUGAGACUGAAGUGCAACGGUUUUGAGAAUGCCAUAAUAACCCAGAAAAACACUCCGUUGGGAUCCAAGGUUAUUUAUGAUGGGGAGAAGAAGAAAACCAUCAAAGUUACUGCAGAGCAGUUUAGCUUUUUUUUUCAAGGUCAUCCUUUCUCAAAUAAAACACGACAAACAUGCGCUGUUGUUGGAAACGGCGGGAUCCUGGCAAACAGCAGCUGUGGAAAAAUGAUCGAUUCAGCUGAAUUUGUGAUCAGAUGUAACUUACCUCCCUUGUCAAACGGAUAUGAGAAACAUGUUGGCAUGAAAACAGACCUUGUGACUGCAAACCCGAGUAUAUUCACCAAGAAGUAUGGCUCUCUUUUAGGACGUCGACGUAUGUUUGUUGAGAGUCUGUGCCAAUAUGGCAACUCCAUGCUGCUCCUUCCUGCCUUCUCCUUUUCUUUGAACACAGCAUUGUGUCUACGGGUUUUAUACACCAUUGAGGACUUUGGAAGCCCCAUUCAGCCUGUCUUCUUAAACCCAAAGUACCUUGAGAGUCUGGCUGUUUUUUGGCGCUCUCAGGGACUGAAGGAAACUCGUCUCAGCACGGGCAUGAUGAUGACCAGCCUGGCACUUGACCUUUGUGACGAUGUGCAUCUGUAUGGAUUCUGGCCCUUCAGUGUUCACCCACAUAGCUUCCAAGACCUGACCAACCAUUACUAUGAUGAUGCUCAAGGGAACAAAGUUUUCCACUCCAUGUCAGAUGAGUUCAAGCUUUUGUUACAAUUGCACAACCAAGGGGUGCUCAAGCUGCACCUGGGGGAGUGUGGAGCAAAUGAAUAGAAUGUCCAUUUAGCAGAGACAAAGGUGCCCUCUGUUUAGCUUUAACAUGAAGCCAAUCCAAAAGACAUUUAUCUAAUUAAAUGGAUGGACUGCAUUAUGGAAAAUAUGCAGAAAUCAUGGUAAAUGGAGAAUAUGUGCUACAUAUAUCCUAGGGUUAAAUGUAUUAUGUAUGUACCUACAGUUUUUUGGUUGUACUUAAUUUACCUCCGCCUUUUCCAUUUUGGCUUCAUCUUUGUUUAGUAAAAACUGAGAUGCUAAAAGGUUCAAGGUUACUUUAUUUAUACCCAUGGGCAGAUUUGUUUUGCAAUGGUUUAAAACACAUUCAUACCCACAUACACUGUAAAAAGUAAAAACAUCAACAUACUCAGAACCAUUCGCACGUAGGGAAGCUCAUAGUACUUCACAAGUCAAACACAGCAGGACACAUAAGAGAGCCAGAUUUCAAAAUUAAAAUCCAGGCAGUAAAAAUGAAUAAAAUUUAUUAAAAUCCAUUGAUAUCAAAAAAAUAAAAAAUCCAUGAAAGUACAUUAAAAUCUUUUAGUGUCAGCAUCA
Messenger RNA from Girardinichthys multiradiatus, 1834 nucleotides. Its product is annotated as alpha-2,8-sialyltransferase 8F-like. The transcript has 9 exons. Lineage: Eukaryota; Metazoa; Chordata; Actinopteri; Cyprinodontiformes; Goodeidae. Gene Ontology annotation, molecular function: alpha-N-acetylneuraminate alpha-2,8-sialyltransferase activity. The record is from RefSeq and is a predicted model, not a curated record. Bases 101 to 1282 code for a protein of 393 amino acids. Gene Ontology annotation, biological process: N-glycan processing; oligosaccharide metabolic process.